AUGUCAAGCGAUCAGCAAAUUUACCCCGGCGGAUCCUCAAAUGCGGAGCUCCCCGCCUUAGGGGAACGGCAUGACGAAACCUACGAUGAACGUCCCGCAGCGGUGUCAGAACGCUAUUGGCGGCUAUUCAACGACCCGGGUUUGUCACCCCCUGGCGGCGCGCCCGCCGACUCCUCGCAAGUGUCGCCCGAGGCCUUUCAUGACCUCGCCCACCAGGUUCAAACUCUAACAAGCAUGGUGCAGACCAUUGUCUCCCAACGAACCCCUCCGCAUGCGGCGAGGCCCUCGCAGCAACAGGAGACCCUCGCCCUGACCCACGUUCCACUCCCAGAGCUUCCGUGCUCGCCUCGAAACCCCACGACUCGACCGGGAGGCAGGGAAGCCGAGGACACGGCGAGCCGCCCCGAGCCGGAGGCCCCGACUGCUGAUUCGACGAACGCCCUGCGGGCCCAGGUGCGCCUCGUCAAUCAAAGGCUGGACGAGGUACAGCAGGAGGAUCAGGCGAUCCCGCCGCACUUCCGCCUCCCUUCCCUGGACGCGUAUGAUGGCGCAACCGACCCCGCGGACCACGUGGCCGCUUUUCGGGCCCAGAUGGCGCUGUUCGGGACUUCAGACGCCCUGAUGUGCCGGGCGUUCCCGACGACCUUGCGAGGACCAGCCCGCGCAUGGUACAGCGGCCUGAAGUCAGGGACCGUCGCCUCCUUCGACCAGCUCGCCAAGGAUUUUGAGCUUAACUUCCUAGCGUACGCCCGACCGAAGCCAUCCAUGGCGUUGCUCCUGGGGCUCAACCAGAAGGAGGACGAGCCCCUUUCUCACUUUGUGAACCAGUUUAUGAUGCAAAUCCGUGGAUUACCGGAUGCUCACCCCUCUCUCUUGAUGCAGGCCUUUAUGACUGGUCUGCGGCCCUCCAGGUUCUUCUGGUCGCUUGUGGAGAGGCCCCCCGUCGCGUUCCCUGAGAUGCUCCAACGGGCCAGCCAGUUCAUCGCCGCAGAAACCUGGAUGGUGGGAAAGCGAGAAGAACACAGAAAGGUCAAGUCGGAACCGCCCCGACAGCAGCAACCCACCACCUCCCGGCGAAAGCUGGACAGGCCUGACCCCAGGCCCCCUCUUCCCGCCUUGAACUCUUCCCGGACGGAGAUAUUCCUACACGAAAAGGGGAAGGGGCUGCUCAGGGACCCCCACCCCAUGAAGAACCCGCGAGAGCUCGCAGAUCGCUCAAAGUACUGCCGAUUUCAUCGACAGCACGGGCAUGACACGGAGCAGUGUUACGAGAUGAAAAGACAAAUCGAGGAGCUCAUCCUCAGAGGCCAUCUCGGCCAGUACCUCCGGCCGAGCAAAGAGCAGUCUCCUCGUCCGGAGGGCCCCGUUGAGCGACACAUCGAUGUCAUCGCCGGGGGCCCCGCAUCCGGAGGAAGUUCUAUGUCGGGCAGGAAGGCCUACGCCCGGGCCGCCCCCGACGAAGCCUCGGGACGUGAGCCUGAGCCCGAGAUCACCUUCCCAACCGGAGCCGCUGAGCGACCCCACCACGACGACGCCCUGGUAAUAUCGGCCAGGGUAGCCAACGCGCAAGUGAGAAGAAUCAUGGUCGACACGGGGAGCUCGGCCGACAUACUCUACUUUGGCGCCUUCCAGAAGCUGGCCCUAGCCAGGGAAGAUUUAAGCCCUAUGUACUCGGCACUCACCGGCUUCACGGGAGAUUCGAUAUCACCUCUUGGGGCCAUUACCCUCCCUCUGACUCUGGGAACCCCGCCGAAAUCAAAGACGGUCAUGACCACCUUUCUGGUAGUCGACCUUCCCACCGCUUAUAAUGCCAUACUUGGCCGGCCAACCCUCAACAAGGUCAGAGCCGUCGUCUCGACCUACUACCGGACCGUCAAAAGGGCCAGGGGAGAAUCACCUCUAGAAGAUCCCCAGGAGGCAAAGAAGUCGGCCCCUCACCCUGGGCCGAGGGGAUCCACUGCUGACAUCCCCUUACGGGGAGCACGGCCGGAUCAAACGGUCAGGGUCGGCUCGGAGCUACCCGAGCGGGAACGGGAACAGCUCGUCGGCCUUCUGCGGGAGAAUGCCGACAUCUUCGCCUGGUCCCCAUCGGACAUGAAGGGAGUCGACCCCAAGGUCGCGGAGCAUCAUCUCAACAUCCCACCUGACGCCCGACCGAUAAAGCAAAAACCCCGUCGCCACGCACCUGACCGGCAACGUGCCAUACAAGAGGAGGUGGACCGACUCUUGGCAGCAGGCUUCAUAGAAGAGGCCAAGUAUCCUCAGUGGUUGUCCAAUAUCGACCAGCUAGUCGACGCAACAGCAGGGCACGCGCGCCUCUCUUUUAUGGACACCUAUUCAGGAUACAAUCAGAUCAGAAUGGCGCCCGAAGACAGGGAACACACAGCUUUCCUCACCGAUCAAGGGAUAUACUUCUACAGGGUCAUGCCGUUCGGGUUGAAAAAUGCCGGAGCUACAUACCAGAGGACAGUAAACAAGAUGUUUGCCCCCCAAAUCGGGAGGAACAUGGAAGUCUACGUGGACGACAUGAUUGUGAAAAGCAGAGAGGCCGGGACACACCUCGCUGACCUAACCGAGGCCUUCGACACGCUACGCAAGUUCGGCAUGCGGCUCAACCCCACGAAGUGCGCUUUCGGCGUCACCUCCGGGAAGUUCCUGGGACUGGUCGCCCUGUCUCGCUUCCUCGCCCGAUCGGGCGAUCGCUGCCUCCCUUUCUUCAACGCGCUCAAAGACCCGAAGAACUUCCAAUGGACGUCAGAAUGCGAGGAGGCUUUGAAGCGGAUGAAGCAGCACUUGGCCAGCCUCCCUCGACUCGCCUCUGUUUUCCCCGGCGAAAAGCUGGGGCUCUAUCUGGCGGCCUCCCCGUACGCGGUUAGCUCCGUCCUUGUCAAGGAAAGCUCCGGCACACAGCUCCCGAUCUACUACGUCAGCCACGUCCUGAGUGGACCCGAGGAGCGCUACCCGCCGAUAGAAAAACUCGCACUCGCCCUGGUGCUCUCAGCCCGGAAGUUGCGCCCUUACUUCCAGGCACACUCGGUGGAAGUCCUCACCGACCAACCUCUCCGGCAGAUCUUAACAAAGUUCGAUGUUGCAGGUCGGCUUCUCAGAUGGGCGGUGGAGCUCGGAGAGCAUGACAUCAACUACGUACCCAGGACCGCCAUUAAGGCCCAGGCGGUAGCCGACUUCAUCGUGGAACUAGCUCGGGUGGGCAAAGACCUCGAGCGAACACCAGAGACUUGGACCCUACACGUGGACGGCUCGGCCAACUCAGGGGGCGCCGGAGCUGGGCUGGUCCUUCUCGCCCCUGACGGACGCUCGUUCGAGCGCUCCCUUCGCUUCGGGUUUAAAGCCACCAACAAUGAGGCGGAGUACGAAGCGCUCCUAGCCGGAUUGAGGCUGGCCCUCGAAAUGCAGGUGGCCGCAAUACACGUCCUCACUGACUCGCAACUCGUGGCCGAACAGCUCAGCGGAAGAUACGAGGCUCGUGACGCAACCAUGGCCAAAUAUCUGGCGCGGGUAAGGGAGCUAACCGCGAAAUUACCUUACUUUACAUUAUCUAACGUUCCGAGGGAGGAGAACGGACGGGCCGACGCGCUAGCUAAGCUGGCGUCAAGACGAACCCCUGAAGCGUGGUCAGAGAUAGAGGAGCUUCCCGCUCGCGCCAUUGAGGUAGCUACCACGGCCCCAGGCAGUGCGCCGACCACGUGGGUGCAAGAGCUGCUGCGCUUCAAGCGAGAUGGAGCCCUCCCCCUCGACGAAGUCGCAGCUCGGCGUCUGCGCCGCACACAUGCUUGGUACACCGAGGAAAGUGGCCGGCUGUACAGACGAUCCUUCACCUACCCCCUCCUGAGGUGUUUGGAGCUUGACGAAGCCCAGACCGUCCUAGCUGAAACUCACGAGGGGAUCUGCGGCGAACACAUUGGCGGGCGGACCCUGGCGCACAAGAUACUUCGCCAAGGCUACUACUGGCCAACCAUGUGUCGAGACGCAAAAACUUACGUGCAGCGGUGCAGCUCGUGCCAGCAACACGCCCGCGCGCCCCGACAACCGGCGGUCCCCCUCAGUCCCAUCGACUGCGCAUGGCCAUUCGCCCAGUGGGGACUGGACCUCCUCGGCCCCUUUCCACCGGCCUCUGGGCAGCGGAAGUAUAUAAUCGUGGGAGUGGAUUACUUCACGAAGUGGGUCGAGGCCGAGCCGCUGGCUACGACGACGGAACACCAAAUGGAGAAAUUCGUCUGGAAAAACCUUGUGACCCGGUUCGGGUUGCCCAGAGCCAUCGUCACCAACAACGGACCACAGUUCGCCGGCACGAGGUUCCGGGAGUUCUGCGCCGGUCAUGGCAUUCAACUAAGGUUCAGUUCGGUAGCCCAUCCUCAGAUGAACGGGCUGGCCGAGGUAACCAACCGAUCCAUCCUGGAUGGCCUCAGAAGAAGAGUGUCCGCGGCCCGAUCGACCUGGGCGGACGAGCUCCCUAGCGUGCUGUGGUCGCUGCGCACCACCCCCAAGGCCGCGACCGGAGAAUCCCCCUAUAGCUUGGCUUUCGGAACCGAGGCCGUCCUACCGCCCGAGCUGACUGUCGCCACGCUUCGGACGAGGAACUAUGAUCAGGAGGCCUCGAACCAGGGACUUCGCGCCAACCUCGACGUACUCGAGGAGCGACGUACUUACGCACACCUGAAAGCCCUCUCUUACCAGAGAGCCGUCGCAAGGGUCUACAACAAAAGGGUACGACCCAGGCCAGUCAGGUUAGGCGACCUAGUCCUACGAAGAGCCGAAGUCAGCGACCCAACCCGAGCGAGGGGGAAGCUGGCUCCCAAGUGGGAGGGACCUUACCGGGUUACCGGCGUGGUUCGACCAGGUACUUAUCGACUCACCACGAUGGACGGUUCCUCCCUGCCGAGGACAUGGAACAUCCAGAACCUUAAGAAGUUCUUCGUCUGA
Messenger RNA from Musa acuminata AAA Group (dessert banana), 4941 nucleotides. RefSeq lists its product as uncharacterized. Lineage: Eukaryota; Viridiplantae; Streptophyta; Magnoliopsida; Zingiberales; Musaceae. Bases 1 to 4941 code for a protein of 1646 amino acids. Gene Ontology annotation, molecular function: RNA-DNA hybrid ribonuclease activity; nucleic acid binding. Gene Ontology annotation, biological process: DNA integration. The transcript has 5 exons. The record is from RefSeq and is a predicted model, not a curated record.